Messenger RNA from Branchiostoma belcheri (Belcher's lancelet), 3916 nucleotides. RefSeq names its product beta-galactosidase-like. Bases 177 to 2900 code for a protein of 907 amino acids. Gene Ontology annotation, cellular component: vacuole. Gene Ontology annotation, molecular function: beta-galactosidase activity. The transcript has 20 exons. Gene Ontology annotation, biological process: carbohydrate metabolic process. The record is from RefSeq and is a predicted model, not a curated record. NCBI's taxonomy places the organism in Eukaryota, Metazoa, Chordata, Leptocardii, Amphioxiformes, Branchiostomatidae.
UAUUUUUGUCUGGCGAAAUAAUCUAUACCAAAUACGGUGCGGUUUGGUUCAGUGACGUCAUGCAUGAUUCACGUGCGUUGCCGCGAGACUGACCGAGCAACAGCGCCGCCUGGCGAGAUUUGUUCAAAGUGCAGCCAACAGAACCAGUUGUCUCGUGACAGGAACUAUGCUACACAAUGGCUGCCACUCAGAAUCAGAUGUUUGUUGUUUUGUCUUUGUUUGCGCUCGUUUUGCAGGGCCAAAAGGUUGACAGUCGCAGCUUCUCCAUCGACUAUGACAACAACACGUUCCUGAAGGAUGGUGAGCCGUUUCGCUACAUCUCCGGCAGCAUCCACUAUUCCCGCGUCCCCCGCAGCUACUGGCAGGACAGACUCAACAAGAUGUACGCUGCCGGACUCAACGCUAUACAGACUUAUGUACCAUGGAACCUCCACGAGCCAAAGCCAGGGAAGUACGACUUCACGGGAAAUAACGACAUCGAAGCCUUCCUGAAACUAGCGAACGACACGGGUCUACUGGUCAUCCUGCGUCCUGGUCCCUACAUCUGUGCGGAAUGGGACAUGGGAGGCCUUCCCUCCUGGCUGAUGAAGGACAACUCCUCUAUCGUACUGAGGUCAUCUGAUCCUGCUUACCUAGACCCAGUUGACACCUACAUGGCCCAGCUGCUCCCCAGGAUAAAGCCUUACCUCUAUAACAACGGGGGACCCAUCAUUACUGUACAGGUUGAGAAUGAGUAUGGCAGUUUCUACACCUGUGACUACGACUACCUGCGGCACCUGCGGCAGGUGUUUAUUCAGCACCUGGGACCAGACGUGGUCCUGUUCACCACAGACGGCUGGUGGGACGGAGUCCUCAAGUGUGGGACUAUCGACGGACUGUACACCACUGUGGACUUUGGACCAGGCACAGACCCUGUAGGAGCCUUCAAAGGGCAGAGAAAACACCAACCCAAAGGCCCACUGGUGAACUCUGAGUUCUACACCGGUUGGUUGGACCACUGGGGACAACCUCACGCACACACAGACAAGGACAAGGUGGCAACCUACCUGGAGAAAAUACUACAACUCAACGCUAGCGUCAACAUGUACAUGUUUGAGGGAGGCACCAACUUCGGCUACAUGAAUGGGGCAAACGGCCCCUUUAAGCCACAGCCCACCAGUUAUGAUUAUGACGCUCCACUAACGGAGGCAGGAGAUCCAACCGACAAGCUAACUACUAUCUCCAAUGUCAUUGCCAAGCCUGUUCCUACUUCUUACGACUACGAUGCCCCCUUGUCUGAGGCUGGAGACCCCACAGAUAAGUUCUACAGUAUCAGGAACCUGAUCAGCGUCCCUGGUGAAGCCACCUUACAGCCUGUUCCUACUUCUUAUGACUACGAUGCCCCCUUGUCUGAAGCUGGAGACCCUACAGAUAAGUUCUACAGUAUCAGGAGCCUGAUCAGUAAGCUUUAUUCCUUCUUGUACUUGAACUUGAGCCUCUUUAGUUGUGGUCCUGUGUUAGGCGUCCCUGGUGAGACCACCUUCCAGCCUGUUCCUACUUCUUACGACUACGAUGCCCCCUUGUCUGAAGCUGGAGAUCCCACAGAUAAGUUCUACAGUAUCAGGAGCCUGAUCAUUCCGUCAGCUACCACCAAUGCCAGUACCCCCCUGCCACCCCCCAAGGCAGCAUAUGGGAAAGUCCAGAUGACUUUUGAAGCAACAGUGCUGGACAAGUUGUCGGACCUGUCUCCGGAAGGACCAAUCAGAGCAGACUAUCCCAUCACCAUGGAGAAUAUGCAGCAGAGCUAUGGGUUCAUGUUAUACAGGGCAACUCUACCGGCCGCAGCUACAGGAGCCAAACUGUCAGUACCCGGGAUCAGGGACAGGGGCUUUGUCAUGCUGGACCAGGAAGCAACAGUGCUGGACAAGUUGUCGGACCUGUCUCCGGAAGGACCAAUCAGAGCAGACUAUCCCAUCACCAUGGAGAAUAUGCAGCAGAGCUAUGGGUUCAUGUUAUACAGGGCAACUCUACCGGCCGCAGCUACAGGAGCCAAACUGUCAGUACCCGGGAUCAGGGACAGGGGCUUUGUCAUGCUGGACCAGACCCCAGUGGGUAUCCUGAGCCGUAACGGCCCCACAGACUUGAACCUGACUGCCCAGGCUGGGCAGGUGUUGGACGUCGUGGUGGAGAACCAAGGUCGUAUCAACUUCGGCAGGUACAUCAACGACUCUAAGGGCAUCAUCUCCAACGUCACCCUUGGCAACGACACACUGCGUUCCUGGUCCAUCUACUCUUUAGACAUCGACGGUGCCCUCCCCACCCUGUUCUCACCACCAGCUAACCCAGCUGUCCAUAUCAACGGUCAACUACCAGCUCUGCCUACGAUACUGCAGCAGGACCUAGAGGGCGUCGAUGGGCAGUUGACCAACCAGGAGAAGCGUAGCGCCCGACCGGUGCGAUCGCGGGCCGGCCAGAUGGUCCCGUCCUUCUACACGGGAACCUUCUCCAUCCAGGGAGACCCACAGGACACCUUCCUCAACAUGAAGGGAUGGACUAAGGGCCAGGCAUUCGUCAACGGGUUCAACCUGGGCCGCUAUUGGCCAGUGGAGGGGCCGCAAAUCACGCUGUACGUUCCAGCUAGCGUACUGAAAUCCGACAACAACGUCACUCUGUUCGAACUGGAGGCAUCGCCAUGCCUCAUGAGCCAAACUUCUGACGCAGACUGCACUGUAGAGUUUCAGGACCGUCCAAUCAUUAACGCGACUGUGUCCCACCCUCGUGGUGUAAAACAUGACACUACCACCAGUGACUCGGUUUCCGUUGAUCUAGAUGGGUUCAUUGCAGCAGUAUCUUUUGUAUUUGGUGUGGUGUUCUCUGUAGCAUAUCCUAUCAGCACUGUACUCAACAUUCUGUUCUCAUAACUGCUAGGAGGAAAUUAGACAGUCAAAUUUUGAAUAUUAAAGCAACAAUCAAUUUGUUCAAAGUUAAAACUUUAGAUCCAACCCAAAAAAGUUCUCCUAUUUGACCAGUCACUCUGGUCUUCCUCAGUAGACUGACCAAGUGAGACUUGUCACAUGGCUUCUUUGAAGUGUGAUCUACAUGUAUUGUGUUGGAUCUUAAGUUUUAACUUAAAUGUAUCUACCAACACAGAUGAACUUUUAUGAUAACAAUCAAUUUGUUUUAGCUUAAUGGAAUGAAGAUAUUAGUUUUAAGGUCUGAUGUAAAAUGUCUUGACAAAACAAACAUCGACAACAAAAUUUACAACUGGUUUAAAAGUUCUAUCUCAUACUAUUGAGCUAAAUCAGAAUAGUCAACUACAUGUAGUUUAGAUGUAUGUGACAUGCGUUUUAGCACUAAAAAUGAAUUAUGCCACGAGUGCCUUUCUUCUGAUUAGAUACACUUUUAUACCAUUUCUACAGGCUGUCAGGUUUUUUGUUGAAACAGAUUUUUUCGUGAACAGAAGAAAAAAUAAAAAAAAAUGUGUAUGUAUGAGAGAGUUCAUUUAUGUUAGGAGCUUGAAUUCAAAGCAGCUUAUUGUACAUUUUCCGUAAGUUGGACACUAUUAGACAGUUAAGUAUAACUUUUCUCUCUUUCUUUGUUACUAAGUUAUAGGUUAAAGAGUAGUGAAACCAUGUAUGCUGUACUAGAGAGGCAUCAAGUCUAUGCUGCUUUAAGUCUUAGAUCAUACAGACUAGUAAAGGAUAUUCUUUUGGUGCUGGACACACUAUCUUAAGAAAUGCUUAAAAUAAGACGAAAAUUAUACUGUAUGAUUUUUCUGGUGAAGGGUGUAAGCCUUAAAUUUUGCCUGUGUGUGUUUGUUAUCUGAGUAGAUGUCUGCAUUUAUGUGGACUGAUAUGGACUAGUAAUUACAGAGGGAAUAUAUGCAAUGUUGAUUGUUGCAAUGCAAUAUAAUCAUGAAUAAAAUAUGGAUAUGGUA